GAGGUUUUUGAUCAGGCGCGCGCCGCAGACAGCCUCUACCUCCAGGGGUCUUAGGCGGCCCAGGGCAGACCCGGGAGUCGCUGGAAGCGCAAGAUGGCGACGGCGGCCGCAGCGUCGGCUUCGGAACCCGAGACCAAUCCCAAGGCGGGGCCCGAGGCUGAGGGCGAGGAGGACGAGGCGAAGGCGGACAGGACGAGGAGGAAGGUGCUAACGCGCGCCGUGGCCACGGCGGCCUACAAGGCCAUGGGGCCUGCGUGGGACGAGCAGCGGGAGGAAGGCGUGAGUGAGAGCGAUGGAGACGAGGAGUUCGCCAUGGCCUCCUCGGCGGAGAGCUCCCCCGGCGAGGACGAGUGGGAGGACGACGAAGAGGAGGAGAAGAACCAGCUGGAGAUUGAGCGGCUGGAGGAGCAGCUGUCUAUCAACGUCUAUGACUACAACUGCCACGUGGACCUGAUCAGGCUGCUACGGCUGGAAGGGGAGCUCACCAAAGUGAGGGUGGCCCGCCAGAAGAUGAGUGAGAUCUUCCCUUUGACAGAAGAGCUCUGGCUGGAGUGGCUGCACGAUGAGAUCAGCAUGGCCAUGGACGGCCUGGACCGAGAGCACGUGUACGACCUCUUUGAGAAAGCCGUGAAGGAUUACAUAUGUCCAAACAUUUGGCUAGAGUAUGGCCAGUACUCAGUCGGUGGGAUUGGUCAGAAAGGUGGCCUGGAGAAAGUCCGCUCUGUGUUUGAAAGGGCUCUCUCGUCUGUCGGCUUACAUAUGACCAAAGGACUGGCCAUCUGGGAGGCUUACCGGGAGUUCGAAAAUGCGAUUGUGGAAGCUGCCCGGCUGGAGAAAGUGCACAGUCUCUUCCGGCGACAGUUGGCAAUCCCACUCUACGAUAUGGAGGCAACAUUUGCAGAGUAUGAAGAGUGGUCGGAAGACCCAAUACCCGAGUCGGUAAUUCAGAGCUAUCACAAAGCGCUACAGCAGUUGGAGAAAUACAAACCUUACGAGGAAGCACUGUUGGAAGCAGAGGCUCCCAGGCUGGCCGAAUAUCAAGCAUACAUCGAUUUUGAGAUGAAAAUCGGCGAUCCUGCUCGCAUUCAGUUGAUCUUUGAGCGUGCCCUGGUUGAGAACUGCCUGGUUCCAGACUUAUGGAUCCGUUACAGUCAGUACCUAGACCGGCAGCUGAAAGUAAAGGAUUUGGUUUUAUCUGUACAUAAUCGUGCUGUUAGAAACUGCCCCUGGACAGUUGCCCUGUGGAGCCGGUACCUCUUGGCCAUGGAAAGACACGGAGUUGACCAUCACGUGAUUUCUGUGACCUUCGAGAAAGCUUUGAGUGCUGGCUUCAUUCAGGCCACGGACUAUGUGGAGAUUUGGCAAGCAUACCUUGAUUACCUGAGGAGAAGGGUUGAUUUCAAACAAGACUCCAGUAAAGAGCUGGAAGAGUUGCGGUCCGCCUUCACUCGUGCUUUGGAGUAUCUGAAACAGGAGGUGGAAGAACGUUUCAAUGAGAGUGGGGAUCCAAGCUGCAUGAUCAUGCAGAACUGGGCCAGGAUCGAGGCUCGACUGUGUAAUAACAUGCAGAAAGCUCGGGAGCUCUGGGACAGCAUCAUGACCAAAGGAAACGCCAAGUAUGCCAACAUGUGGCUUGAGUAUUACAACCUGGAAAGGGCACACGGCGACACCCAGCACUGCAGGAAGGCUCUGCACCGGGCCGUCCAGUGCACCAGUGACUACCCAGAGCACGUCUGUGAAGUGCUGCUCACCAUGGAGAGGACAGAAGGUACUUUAGAAGAUUGGGAUAUAGCUGUCCAGAAAACCGAAACUCGAUUAGCCCGUGUCAAUGAGCAGAGAAUUAAGGCUGCGGAGAAGGAAGCCACCCUCGCCCAGCAGGAAGAGGAGAAGGCUGAGCACCGGAAGAGGGCCCGGGCUGAGAAGAAAGCGCUGAAAAAGAAAGUAGCCAGAGGCGCAGAGAAGCGCAAAGCAGAUGAGGAUGCCGAGAAAGAGUGGGGCGGCGACGAAGAAGAGCAGCCUUCCAAGCGCAGGAAGCUUGAGAACAGCGUUCCAGCAGCUGCAGAAGCAGCACCAGACCUGGAAGAGGAAAUGGGGCUCUUUGGGAAAAGCGCAUCUGCAGACGUCACCGCCCCCUCAAAGCAGAAGGAGAGGGCUGCCACCGCCCUGAAGAGGGACGUGCCCAAGGUGCCCCACGACAGCAGCAAGGACAGCGUCACCGUCUUUGUCAGCAACCUGCCCUACAGCAUGGAGGAGCCGGACAUGAAGCUGCAGCCGCUCUUUGAGGCCUGUGGGGAAGUGGCCGAGGUCCGCCCUAUCUUCAGCAACCGGGGCGAUUUCCGAGGCUACUGCUACGUGGAGUUCAAGGAGGAGAAGUCUGCCCUGCAGGCGCUGCAGUUGGACCGGAAGAAUGUAGGCGGGAGGCCAAUGUUCGUUUCCCCUUGUGUGGAUAAGAGCAAAAAUCCUGACUUUAAGGUGUUCAGGUACAGCACUGCCCUGGAGAAGCACAAGCUGUUUAUCUCGGGCCUACCCUUCUCCUGCACUAAAGAGGAACUCGAAGAGAUCUGUAAGGCUCAUGGCACCGUGAAGGACAUCAGGCUGGUUACCAACCGGGCUGGCAAACCAAAGGGCCUGGCCUACGUGGAAUACGAAAGUGAAUCCCAGGCAUCACAGGCUGUCAUGAAGAUGGAUGGCAUGACGAUCAAAGAGAAUGUCAUUAAAGUGGCCAUCAGCAACCCCCCUCAGAGGAAAGUUCCAGAGAAGCCAGAAGCAAGGAAAGGACCAGGUGGCCCCAACGUACCCCGGCAGACAUAUGGAGCGCGGGGGAAGGGGAGGACCCAGCUCUCUCUGCUGCCUCGCGCCCUGCACCGCCCCAGCACCACCGGAGCUCAGGCUGAGAAUGGCCCUGCCCUGAAGCCAGCGGUCACCACCUCAGAGGCCACUGAGGCGCCCAAGAUGUCCAAUGCUGAUUUUGCCAAGCUGCUUCUGAGAAAGUGAACGGGACUCAGAGAAGGGAGAUGCCUUACUUCAUGCUGGCCGGGAGGACACCAUCUCCCAGCUGUACCCGGGUACGGAAGGGCCCAAGCAGCGCGGUUUCCCCUGGUGUAGACAGAAAGGGAACGGGUGUCCGAGCAGAGAGGCUUCACAUGUUCCCUCACAUUGAGGGUGGCAGCAGGAAAACAGUCACUCCAUGGCUGGGCACCAGGUAUAGUUUCUAAGGUAUUUUUUGUCUUUAAGAGAAAUGGGAGUGAAACUUGGACACACCAUUUUGAGACACACUUGUCCAACUGUUUCAGCCAACUCAGGCCCCUUCUUAUAAGACACUUCUCUUACACUCUGUAUAGUCCAUAUGCCCGUCACUCUUUUAAUUUUUAAAAGACAAAACGGCAAAUGCUAGUAAUACACCAGAAUGGCCUAUUUUAGUAAAGGGGUGGGGAUAGGGCCAGUCACCUACAAAAUAUUUGGUGGGUUUUUGUUUUAGGGGCUGUGCGUUUUUAUAUUAUGUAUUUGUAAAUGAUAUGUCAACCAUUGUUUUAUGUUUCCUCAAAGCAAAAUAUCUGACAUUUGUUUUCUAUAGGAAUUCUGUGUGCCACCUGCUGUGGACCAUUUCUUUGCCUAGUGAAUAGUGGACUGUGUUGUUCUUUGUCUAAAUACUGAGUUUCAGCCCUUGCGUUUUGUUUAAAUACCAUGUCAAGUGUGGACUUAAAUUUUCCUCAUUUAGCUUUGUUUAUUAAACUGAAGUUCUCUUAAGAACCUCUCGCAGAAUGGUA
Molecule: messenger RNA, 3767 nt
Organism: Myotis davidii
Lineage: Eukaryota; Metazoa; Chordata; Mammalia; Chiroptera; Vespertilionidae
Gene: SART3
Product: squamous cell carcinoma antigen recognized by T-cells 3
Exons: 19
Coding region: 94-2994 (966 amino acids)
Biological process (GO): RNA processing
Molecular function (GO): RNA binding; protein binding
Source: RefSeq, a predicted model, not a curated record